Molecule: messenger RNA, 886 nt
Organism: Cuculus canorus (common cuckoo)
Lineage: Eukaryota; Metazoa; Chordata; Aves; Cuculiformes; Cuculidae
Gene: SYCN
Product: syncollin
Exons: 1
Coding region: 50-448 (132 amino acids)
Biological process (GO): exocytosis
Cellular component (GO): secretory granule membrane
Source: RefSeq, a predicted model, not a curated record
CCUUGGCCGCGGCUUUAUCUUCUCGGCGCACGGAGGGCGCUGCGUCGCGAUGGUGGCGGCGCUGGCGGUGGCGCUGGUGGCGGUGGCGCUGGGGGGGGUUUCGGCGCAGUGCCCGACCCCCUCCGACCUCCGUAUGGCCAACGGCACUCGCAUCUGCGCCCAACUCUACGCCGAUGACAGCGUCUACUACGACCAGUGCUGCGGCGGCGCCGUUUUGGUGGUGCCGCCGGGCACCGAUGCACCGUACAUGCCGUCCGGUUGGGCCGAUCACAUCUCCUCGCUGGUGGUGGGUACACGGUGUGACCUCACCGUCUGGUCGCGCUCCGGCAAAAGGGGUAGCAGCCGGCAUUUCUCGGCCGGCGCCGUGCCACGGCUGCAGGAAGUGAGGAGGGGAAUCCUCCACAACUGGAACGACGCCAUCAACGGUUACUACUGUAAGUGUAGCUGAGGCGGCGGCGGAACGGGGGCCAAUGCGGGGUAACGAGAGCCAAGACACGCCAACCAGAGCCCAGACACGCCAACGAGAGUCGAGACACGCCAACGAGAACCAACACAAGUCAACGCUGGCCAAGACAUGGUCAAGGUGAGCCAAAACACAUCAACGCUGGCCAAGACAAGUCAACGUGAGUCAGCACGAGUCAACGUGGGCCAAGACACACCAACGUGAGUUGCCACAAGUCAGCACAGGUCAAGACAAGCCAACGGGAGUCACCGCAAGCCAAGAUGAGGCCAGAGUAGCCAAGGGAGGCAGUGUGGGUCAGGAGAAGGCAGCCUGGGCCAACACGAGUCAUUGCAAGUCAAUGUGGGCCAAGACGAGCCAACGCAGGUCAACCUUACCCAAGCCAAGUCAACAUGAGCCAAUGUGGGCCAAGAUGAAGCCAACCCA